AUCCCUGGAGAUAUCGUCUUUACGCUUGUGGAGGAAGAACAUGAGGUUUUCCAACGAGCUGGUGAUGAUCUGUCGGCUGAACUAAAAAUCACUCUGGCCGAGGCUCUCACCGGCUUCUCGAGGGUAGUUUUGAAGCAUCUUGAUGGCCGUGGUAUUCACAUCGACCAUCCCAAAGGCAAAGUCCUAACACCCGGCCAAAUACUUAAAGUCGCUGGUGAAGGAAUGCCUCUCAAGAGAAGCGACGCGAAGGGCGAUUUGUUCUUGGUGGUCAAGAUUGAGUUCCCAAAAAGUGGCUGGACUCAGGAUGAUGCUUCAUUUGAAAGUCUAAAGAAGAUUCUUCCAGGACCUGAUCCUCCAAUCGAAGCGACUGAGGUUGAUGAAGUUGAGUACAACUCUGAUGCUGAUAUUGAAGAGUUCGGGGCAAACUCUGGAGAUCCUCGCGCUGGCGGCGGAUGGGAAGAUGAAGAUGAAGAUGAGGGCGGAGCACAGUGUGCACAACAAUAAAGGGAUUUUAAGAUAUCUCGGAAGACAUCUCCGACGGAUAGUAUUGAGCUCAUCAUGCAAGCGUUUUGAUAACGACCUGCGGCACGUUACAGGGGAACGGAUUCGCUUUGGCACAUAGACAGGCAGGAUGCGGUC
This is a messenger RNA of Amorphotheca resinae ATCC 22711, 639 nucleotides long. RefSeq lists its product as hypothetical. The record is from RefSeq and is a predicted model, not a curated record. The transcript has 2 exons. Lineage: Eukaryota; Fungi; Ascomycota; Leotiomycetes; Helotiales; Amorphothecaceae. The coding region runs from base 223 to 504 and encodes 93 amino acids.